This is a messenger RNA of Lecanosticta acicola, 1248 nucleotides long. NCBI's taxonomy places the organism in Eukaryota, Fungi, Ascomycota, Dothideomycetes, Mycosphaerellales, Mycosphaerellaceae. The record is from the annotation of a GenBank genome assembly.
AUGAAUGCUGGGCAGAAGAGCGCAAGGCGAAUAGCCGCCGCAAAUGGUACCUUCAAUUCAUACUGAUGGAAGAAAGGGUUAGCUGACAUCGUGACCAGUUCUCUCACGCGACACGAUCUGCAACUCGUGUCUACUGCGACUCUCUUCCCAUACUUCGAGACGAAAUGCAUCGGCCGCAGCGGUAGCGGUAGCUGAAGAGUCGCCACGCACUCAGACAGAACUCCCCAAUGCUCCCGUGAAAGCACAAGGACUGCAGAAGGCAAUCAGGGUAUCAUGCAGUCCAGUCCUUUCGCGGCCUCCUUUAAUCACGAGAGACUUGACUUCCUUCGAGAAGGCCUUCUACCUUUACCAGAAACGCUUAAAUGAGCGAUUGGUCUUGCCUUUCACGCGAUACUUCUACAUCAAGCGACGGACGCCGGCGGAGGUUGAAUGGAAGAGAAAAGUGAAGGCGCGGAGAGGAACGGCUGCAAGAGAUGUCGGGCUCUACAACGCGUAUGAUAAGGAUGCUUGGAAUGACGAAGCUCUCGUUGGCAGCAAGUUCUCUGAACCGGAAGACAUCGUAGACAAGCUCAUACGAGAUGCCGAAGGAAAAGACAUCAUAGACGCCGAGCUUCAGGGCGAUGCAGAGACUGGCGGAGAAGCUGUGGCCGGAGACGCAAAAGCGGGAGAGGGAAUGCGAAAGCCCGUGAAUGAAGUCGCUAUUGAAAGGCCUCUGCCGCGGACCACGGAAGCCGAUGAAACAGGAGAUGUGCGAAGCUUGGCUCGGGCACUGGACAAGACCCUCUACUUGCUUGUGAAGAACCAGCAGGGCGAAUGGCGCUUUCCAGAGGACAGAGUGCAUGGAAGAGAAAACUUACAUCAGGUAAAACAGGCUGACUCUUGUCCUCGUGCACGAAACUAACGUCGGUCUAGGCCGCUGAACGAAUUCUGCUCCAAGUCGGCGGGAUGAACAUGAAUACUUGGGUAGUCGGCAAUCACCCAGUGGGACAUUUCAUCAGGAAAUUCAUGGAACCCAUCACGGCCAAGAUAACGCGAAACAGGCUGGUCAGCACUUCAAAAGACUUCGAGCAGGAGGAGUAUGGUGAAAAGGUCUUCUUCAUGAAGUCUCGGAUAAUGGCUGGGCAGGCAGACAUGAGCCAGAACGAAUUCGGCGAUACCGAUUUCCAAUGGCUGACCAAAGAGGAGAUUCAGCAAAAGGUGCACAAAGGCUACUGGGACUACAUUAGAAACAUGCUGCCCUCGCGGUAG